CGGCGCACCGACCCUUGGCUACACCCGCCCACGGUUAGGCUGAGCCACUUCUCCGUGGAGCCGCGCGGGCCCAGCGUGCGCCCGGGAAGGUCUCUGCGUCUCUGUUAGAGAGGAGAAAACCGUCCGAGAGAGAUGCCGGGGUUUUAGCCUCUCGCAGGGUCCUGUGAAAGCAGGGUUUUUUGGAACCCAGUGUAACUACGAAGUCCUCACUAACCCUCUGCUGGUUAGCUGUCUGGAAAGAAGGGGCCUCCUGCCUGCUGGAGGCCAGCACCUUCCCACCGGCCACCCUGCAGCUGCCUGGGGCGGAGGCGAGAGCUCUGUCGACUGUGUAUUGACGGUGUAUUCCUGGCAGCCCUGAAGGGCGGAAUCUCUCCAGAUGUCUUCCACCAAUGCCAUCGAAGUUUUUAUCCCGAUGUCACAACGAAACACCAAUGGCCUGCCCGGGAUGACGACGGCCGACCUGAAGAGCACGGCUGAAGGAGCUGUGCUGAGUUUCCACAAUGUCUGUUACCGAGUGAAAGUGAAGAGCGGCUUUCUGUUUAAUCGGAAAACAGUUGAAAAAGAAAUACUAUCGAAUAUCAAUGGGAUCAUGAAACCCGGCCUCAAUGCCAUUCUGGGACCCACAGGUGGAGGCAAAUCUUCGUUGUUAGAUGUCCUAGCUGCAAGGAAGGAUCCACACGGAUUAUCUGGAGACGUCCUGAUCAAUGGAGCACCUCGCCCUUCCAAUUUUAAAUGUAACUCAGGUUACGUGGUACAGGAUGAUGUCGUCAUGGGAACGCUGACGGUGAGAGAAAAUUUACAGUUCUCCGCAGCUCUUCGGCUUCCAACGACUAUGACCAAUCGUGAAAAAAAUGAGCGGAUCAACAAGGUCAUUCAAGAGUUGGGUCUGGAUAAAGUGGCAGAUUCUAAGGUUGGAACUCAGUUUAUCCGUGGUGUGUCUGGAGGAGAAAGAAAAAGGACCAGUAUAGGAAUGGAGCUGAUUACCGACCCUUCCAUCUUGUUCCUGGAUGAGCCCACAACUGGCUUAGACUCCAGCACAGCCAACGCUGUCCUUCUGCUCCUCAAGAGAAUGUCUAAACAGGGUCGAACAAUCAUCUUCUCCAUUCAUCAGCCUCGAUACUCCAUCUUCAAAUUGUUUGAUAGCCUAACCUUAUUGGCCUCAGGAAGACUUAUGUUUCAUGGGCCUGCCCAGGAGGCUUUGGGUUACUUUUCAUCAGCUGGUUACCACUGUGAGCCCUAUAACAACCCUGCAGACUUCUUCCUGGACGUCAUUAAUGGAGAUUCUUCUGCUGUGGUAUUGAACAGAGAGGAGGACCAUGACGUCAAGGAGACCAAAGAGCCUGCCAUGGGAGACAAGCCACUCAUAGAAAAAUUAGCAGAAUUUUACGUCAAUUCCUCCUUCUACUCAGAAACCAAGGCUGAAUUAGAUCAGUUAUCACAGGGUCAGAAAAAGAAGAGCGUGGCCUUCAAGGAGAUCGCCUAUGCCACCUCCUUUUGUCAUCAACUCAAGUGGAUUUCCAGGCGUUCAUUCAAGAACUUACUGGGUAACCCCCAGGCCUCCAUUGCUCAGAUAAUUGUCACAGUCAUACUGGGAUUGGUUAUAGGUGCCAUCUUCUUUGGUCUAAAACAUGAUCGUACUGGAAUCCAGAAUAGAGCCGGGGUGCUCUUCUUCCUGACCACCAACCAGUGCUUCAGCAGCGUGUCGGCCGUGGAGCUCUUCGUGGUCGAGAAGAAGCUCUUUAUACACGAGUAUAUCAGUGGCUACUACAGAGUGUCAUCUUAUUUCUUUGGAAAACUGUUAUCUGAUCUGCUGCCCAUGAGGAUGUUACCAAGUAUUAUAUUUACCUGUAUCAUAUACUUUAUGUUGGGAUUGAAACCCACGGUGGAGGCCUUCUUCAUCAUGAUGUUCAGCCUGAUGAUGGUGGCUUACUCGGCCAGUUCCAUGGCGCUGGCCAUAGCAGCAGGCCAGAGUGUGGUGUCCGUAGCAACCCUUCUCAUGACCAUCUCUUUUGUGUUCAUGAUGAUUUUUUCAGGUCUGUUGGUCAAUCUCAAAACCAUUGCGGCUUGGCUCUCGUGGCUGCAGUACUUCAGCAUUCCUCGAUAUGGCUACACGGCUUUGCAGCAUAAUGAGUUUUUGGGACAGGACUUCUGCCCGGGAUUGAAUGUAACAGCAAACAGUACCUGCAGUGACUUUGUAAUAUGUUCUGGCGAAGACUAUCUAACGAGCCAAGGCAUCGACGUCUCCCCUUGGGGCUUGUGGAGGAAUCAUGUGGCCUUGGCUUGUAUGAUUGUUAUCUUCCUCACGAUUGCCUACCUGAAAUUGCUGUUUCUGAAAAAAUACUCUUAAGUUCCCCCUUUAAGUUUCUGCCAUUUAUCCUCACAUCGGACAGGAGUACCUUGAUUCAUUUCAAGUAUUCAAUGAAGCUUUUUGUUGCCUUCAUCCUGUGGCUCAGGAAUGAUGAUUUUCAACAGACAUUCCUUGAAAUCACAGUGAACUGAAUUACGAGUGAAAGAACUCAGUUCAAAACUGAUGAUGUUAUGGACACACACAUACUAGUUCAUCUCGCCAGACGGUAUCCAUGGGGACGAAAUCUAGUCUAAUGGAUUGGCCUAAGAAAGAUGAAUUCUAGAAAUUCUCAACAGGUUAUUAUUAUCUCUAAUACCUAUUUUCUCAUCUUUAAAAUGAAAAGGUAGGUUUGUAGCCCUCCUUUGAAAACAUUUUAUGAGUCUGUGAUCUGCCAUUAUUUAAUAAAAUGUGUAAUAAUGCUGUAUUGCAAAUACAUGAUAUGUUGGGAAAACAUGGUAUAAAAAAGCUAUUAUGAUAGAAGAACAUAGCUCUGAUAAGCUUAUGUAAGAUAUUAGAACUUACUGGUAUUUCUCUCUCAUGGUAUUAUCAUUUCUCAGGGAUCUUGACCAGAGAGCCCUUGGACUUUAGGGUGGAGUUGAAGGCCGGGAUCUGUUGAUAUGACUCCUUUGGGGGGACUUUCUAGCUCUGGAGUUACUUCGUCUUUGGGAGUUCAUACUUCUGGGUGUGUGUCAGAAUCCGCUGAGGGCCUUAGCUAAAAUACCUAUCUGGGCUUUGCCUGAUACGUCACAUCGGUCUCUCCAGGGCUACCUCCAUAAGGAACUCAAACCA
Messenger RNA from Tupaia belangeri chinensis (Chinese tree shrew), 3136 nucleotides. It is a transcript of the gene ABCG2, whose product is annotated as ATP binding cassette subfamily G member 2 (JR blood group). Bases 377 to 2347 code for a protein of 656 amino acids. NCBI's taxonomy places the organism in Eukaryota, Metazoa, Chordata, Mammalia, Scandentia, Tupaiidae. Gene Ontology annotation, cellular component: membrane. Gene Ontology annotation, molecular function: ATP binding; ABC-type transporter activity; ATP hydrolysis activity. The transcript has 17 exons. The record is from RefSeq and is a predicted model, not a curated record.